Messenger RNA from Branchiostoma belcheri (Belcher's lancelet), 4435 nucleotides. RefSeq lists its product as uncharacterized. Gene Ontology annotation, molecular function: [protein-PII] uridylyltransferase activity; protein binding. The transcript is spliced from 11 exons. NCBI's taxonomy places the organism in Eukaryota, Metazoa, Chordata, Leptocardii, Amphioxiformes, Branchiostomatidae. The coding region runs from base 294 to 3725 and encodes 1143 amino acids. The record is from RefSeq and is a predicted model, not a curated record.
UGCCGGGUUGCAGGGCUAAACAGGUGGCGGGGUGUGUUUCACUCGGCACUAGUGGUAGGUAAUUGACCUGUGUAGCACCUUCGGGUGACCGACUACCGUCGUGGCAACAAACCAAGAAAUCCUCUCACCUGUUCCUGUAACGUCUACAAGACGACUUGAAGACGGAGCACAGGUGUGAAGAAAACGCCAAGACAACUGCCAGGACAGGUGUGUUAGCGUCGAGCAGGUAGCAGAUGAGCGCUUUCUAGACGUUUUGCUGCUAUUAGAGUGACAGACUUGUAAGACGCCCGAAGAUGCCGUGGCCACCGACAGCCAUGGAGUCUCCUCCCAAGUACCACACCAACCGGAAGGAAAGGGUCACGACCCGGAAGGUGUUACACGGCAUCCUCACCAGGACAGGUACGGCAGCCGUGCGACAGUUUCUCCUGCGGAACCUCCCUCCCGCUCCGUCCGGUUCCCUGGAGCUGCCCGACGUCCUGCUCAGCAAGAAGCCCCUCCUCUCCCGCCUACUGCACGGCACGGCCGGACAGCCCAAGGCGCUCAGGCCCUACCAGUACAAGAUGCUGUUCCCGGCCAUGGGAGAGCCCGACAUAGGAUUGUGGGACAUCCCUACGAUGUACGCGCUGAUCCGCUACAUGUGUGACGUCAUGCCGCCCCACUGGCUGGGCUGGGAGCGCUUUCCGGACAAGCACGACACGCAGCCGGUCCACGACGUCAUCCGGAUCCGGUUCUUGCACCGCGCCAUGUUCUCGGAGACGCACGGCCGGAUUCCGGAGGAGAAGCUGAACUCGUACUGGUCGUGUCUCAAGUCCGUGCUGGAGAGACUCGCCAACUACUACGGCAAGAGCUUCUCGGACGAGGUUCUGUUUGGGAUCCAGAGCCUGAGCCGCCCGACCAGCACCGUGGUCAGCAGUACCCGGUCCUCGGUACCCUUCGCGCCACGGAGGCUGCAGUCCCGACCACAGUCGGCAGGGCCGCAGGCGAGAACACAAGGUACAGCCAUGGCUAGCGUGAUAGGCACCACCGAUCUGCAGACCGCUGGGACGUUAGACCCACAUCAACACUCGUCGUUCCUGGAUCUCGUCCGUCAGGGAGACACCGACUUCUCCUCUGGACAGCUGGACGGCGCCGAGAACAACUUCGCCUCGGCCUUACGCGUGGUCCACCGCCGCGACGACGCCGUCUCCCUCACCCAGCAGGCCGCCUGCCUCGAGAAGCUGGGUCUGGUUCACCUUCAGCGCGCGAGGGGCACGCGACAUCCAAGAGACUACAAGACCGCCGUGGCCCUAUACAACGCGGCCGUGGCGCGAGGCAAGGAACUACCCGCUCGUGAGCUCAUGAACAAGCUCAUCCACUGCCUAGACAUGGCCCUGAAGGCCGUAGCUGUAGAGAUGGCCGGGGCCAGGACGCAAGGUGCAAUCGACAAGCUCACAUACUCUGCGGACCUACCCCACAAACGGACGGUACAGAGUCUACGGAAUUACGCCAUGGAGAGGAUGCAGUACCUAGAGAGUAGAUACACCUACACGGUGUCCGCCGACCAGGACCCCUUCAGGUCGCUCGCGGAAAAACAGCGAGGGGAGACCGUACGGAUUUUAUACAGAAAGAUGUCGGACACGAUUAAGAGAGUUGUGUCCGCGAUGGUGCAGGAGUGCGUGACCAUACAGGGGAAGCCGCCCUGCCCCUUCGCAAUAGUCGCCUUCGGAUCCUUAGCACGCGAGGAGGCGACACCCUACACGGACCUAAACCUUGCCGUGCUGCUACCCGAGAGUGCGGAGGCUGACUCUGACCAUCUCAGCUACUUCGGCAAACUCGUCAUCCUCUUAGACCUCAAGAUGUUAAACCUAGGAGAAACUGUCUUAUCUAGUAUCGGAAUUAAGUCCUUGAACGACGCGGGUUCGUCGAACCCGCUCGACGACUGGUUUUUGGACACUGUGACGAAACGCGGGUUCUGUUUGGGUCGGUGGGAGCUGUCAGGACGCGAGCCCGUCCCCAUUACCACGCCUACACGCCUCGCGCAGUUCCAGAUCAAGGAGAGCCGCUGCCAGCCCAGCGAUUGGACAAAAGUCACGCUCGUCGAGGGAGAGCAGGCAUUGGUCGACGCGUAUGAGGGCAGCCUGAACUCUCACCUCAGUCGCUAUAGCAACUUCGGUAACAAGAUACCGGUGCUGGCCAAUGACAAGGCGUGCGAGGAGAUCCUCGAACUCUCGCGGCGUUUCGGCUCUCCCGUGAUCGACACGGACAACGAGACGAUGAUCCACGACGUGGCGCGUGAGCUGCAGUUUCUGCCCAGCCGCAUGGUGGCGGUUCUCGGCCUGUACUACGGCGUGACGUAUAAGAACCCGUGGGCCAUCGUGGACGAACUGGGCAGGCGCGGAGUGCUGAGGCCAAACGACGUCCAUCAUCUCAAGGUGGCUGCCAGCAUAGGAGCGGAGGUGCGCCUGCGCACACAGUUCGCUGCGGGGGGUAAGAAGGACGCGGUGAGAUCUCUGUCCCAGGUUUGCGGCAGGGAGCUGAUCUUCAGGUUCUACUUCACCAUCUCACCGCUACAGGACAUGCUGCACAAGUUUGCCCAGGACAUGGUGAGCCGCAGGCGGAGCGGGCCCCGGCAGCUCAACCUAUCACGGACGGUGCUCAUAGACGACAGUCUGCGCGUGCGCGGAAACAUCCACCUGAAGCUUCUGGAGUAUGGAGCCGCGGAACAGUCGUUUUCAGACAUGAUUCACGAGAACGUGACCGACGCUGGAGCGAUGGUGGACUAUGGCCGCACUCUACUCGGCGUCGGUAACUACACCAGCGCAGUGUCCUUCUUCGACCGCGCGCUGAGCAUGAUGGAACUGAUGUACGGGGAGGGCCUCAUCACUCCCAUCGCCAUCCGGGCCUUGUAUUACUCUGCCGUGGCCGCGUCGGACCUGGGGGACUACGCCGUGGCUAUGGCUUACCUGGACAAGGCUCUCAAGAUUGCAGGAAAAUUGUACGGCAAAGACGCCCCACACGUCGAAGUCGCCACGAUCCGCCAGCGCCUGGGCGAAGCACAGGGCAAGACGGGAGACCACUUCGCCGCCAUGUCUCAGUUCCAGACCUCCUUAGAAAUACGCAAAUACCUGCACAGGAACGAAGGCAACCACCCUGCCAUCUCAAAACUCAUCAUCGCUUUGGGUGAGACUUUGACGAACUGUCAGCAGCACGAGAAGGCCGCAGCGUGCUACGAAGAAGCUCUGCGUAUGCGGAGAACCUUGCACGGGGCACCCGAGAGCCAUCCUUCAGUCGCCAGCGCGCUCAACAACCUCGGAGCGUCCCUACAGUCUUCGGGUGAGAGCAUACGGGCGAUAGAAUGCCACGAAGAAGCGCUAAGAAUCUAUAGACAGCUGUACGGAGAAAGGUGCGACCAUAGAGCGAUAGCGGACACGCUGACACACCUUGGAGUAGCUCUGUUCGGUGACCAGCAGAGCGUCAAGGCGGUGCAAACGCACACGGAAGCUCUGGAGAUGAAGAGGAGGAUAUUCGGUGAGGAGGCUCAACAGGAGAGCAUCGCGGAAACUCUCGGGCAUCUCGCGAGAACUUACAAGGCGAUGGGCGAGGAGGGAAAGGCGAGCGAGUACACGGCACAGGAGUACACUAUGACGCGGGCUGUGUACGGAAAAGCGCACGGUAUCGGUAGUAACACGUUCAUGACAGACGACAGAAGUAGUACUGUCUCUCCGGACCUGGAGUUCGAUAGAUAGUUGAUAGGGGGCGCUGUGAAUACACAGAUGACAAUAGCAUGUCGCGGGCAGUGUACGGGAAGGCUCACGGUAGUAACACAUUCAUGACUGACGACAGGAGCAGUACUGUCUCUCCGGACCUGGAGUUCGACAGAUUAGAGAUAGGGGGCGCUGUGAUACUACUAUUAGAGUCAUGCAUAAGACUAUCUACAUGAUGAUGCCUAGGUAAUAGUAAUAAUAAUAAUAAUACUGAAUCACGAAAACAUCAACACGCGAACUCUGCGAGGAAGUAAGUGCUUUAUUGAUUGAUUGCACGAAUGUCGUUACAUAAGAGACCUGAACUAGAAACCUGUAAUGACUAAGGAGAUAACGGAUACCUUAAUUACAUGUACACUGUAAGUGCCAUGUUGUAGCAUUUUAGAUCAAUAGGACCAAAGUAUACAAAUGCUGAAUUAAUGUUUCGGCCAAAUUGAUGUGUGAUUUUUAAAUUCUAGGAUGCCACUGGGAUAACUACUCUGCUUUUAACUGCAUUUGCUGCUGAGUAACGUUCAUCAUUACAAAUUGGAGUUUCUUAAGCUUGUUGUACUAAGUACUAAGUAAGUUGUACUAAUCUUUUUUCGGUGCAAUGGAUUUGCCUUUAUGGUACUGCAAUUGGAUUUGGUGCCACGGAAUAACCAAAGUUGUAUGAAUGAGGAAUAUUUGAACAUGUCAACAUUAAAACAUUUGAAACA